Messenger RNA from Trichechus manatus latirostris (Florida manatee), 1784 nucleotides. It is a transcript of the gene PNPLA2, whose product is annotated as patatin like phospholipase domain containing 2. Gene Ontology annotation, biological process: positive regulation of triglyceride catabolic process; triglyceride catabolic process; lipid homeostasis. Gene Ontology annotation, cellular component: lipid droplet; membrane; cytoplasm. Gene Ontology annotation, molecular function: triacylglycerol lipase activity. The record is from RefSeq and is a predicted model, not a curated record. Bases 180 to 1784 code for a protein of 534 amino acids. The transcript has 11 exons. Lineage: Eukaryota; Metazoa; Chordata; Mammalia; Sirenia; Trichechidae.
CUGUGCCUACGCCGGCGGGGACCCCAAACCAGAGCAGCAGCGGGACCCGCGCCGCACUGCGCCGGGGCUGGCCGGGGUCCGAGGCUCCAGUGAGCGAAAGGCGAGCGAGGGGCGAGCGCGCGGCAGACGGCUGUCCAGGUCCCCGCGGAGCCCCGGAACCCGGCGGGGCGACUGCCGCGAUGUUCCCCCGGGACACGACGUGGAACAUCUCGUUCGCAGGCUGCGGCUUCCUCGGCGUCUACCACAUCGGCGUGGCCUCCUGCCUCCGCGAGCACGCGCCCUUCCUGGUGGCCAACGCCACGCACAUCUAUGGCGCCUCGGCCGGGGCGCUCACGGCCUCGGCGCUGGUCACUGGGGCCUGCCUGGGUGAGGCUGGUGCCAACAUCAUUGAGGUGUCUAAGGAGGCCAGGAAGCGGUUCCUGGGCCCACUGCACCCCUCCUUCAAUCUGGUGAAGACCAUCCGUGGCUGCCUGGUGAAGACGCUGCCUGCUGACAGCCACGAGCGGGCCAGCGGGCGCCUGGGUAUCUCCCUGACCCGGGUCUCGGACGGCAAGAACGUCAUCAUAUCCCACUUCAACUCCAAGGACGAGCUCAUCCAGGCCAAUGUCUGCAGCACCUUCAUUCCCGUGUACUGUGGUCUCAUCCCCCCCUCCCUCCAGGGCGUGCGGUAUGUGGACGGCGGCAUCUCUGACAACCUGCCACUCUACGAGCUCAAGAACACUAUCACCGUGUCCCCCUUCUCGGGGGAGAGCGACAUCUGCCCGCAGGACAGCUCCACCAACAUCCACGAGCUGCGAGUCACCAACACCAGCAUCCAGUUCAACCUGCGUAACCUCUACCGCCUCUCCAAGGCCCUCUUCCCUCCGGAGCCUAUGGUGAUGCGCGAGAUGUGCAAGCAGGGCUACAGGGACGGCCUGCGCUUCCUGCGGCGGAAUGGCCUUCUGAACCGGCCCAACCCCCUGGUGGCCCUACCCUCCGCCAGUCCCAGCGCCCCGGCGGAUGAGACCGCGGAGGAGGCUGAAGCGGCAGAUGAGACCGCGGAGGAGGCUGAAGCGGCCUCGGAGAGGACCCGAGCGGAGGACCACCCGCAGCCGCCCGGGGAGGAUCACAUCCUGGAGCACCUGCCCGCCAGGCUCAAUGAGGCCCUGCUGGAGGCCUGCAUGGAGCCCAAGGACCUGCUGACCAUCUUCUCCAACAUGCUGCCCGUGCGCCUGGCCACGGCCAUGAUGGUGCCCUACACGCUGCCGCUGGAGAGCGCCGUGUCAUUCACCAUCCGCUUGCUGGAGUGGCUGCCCGACGUCCCUGAGGACAUCCGGUGGAUGAAGGAGCAGACGGGAAGCAUUUGCCAGUACCUGAUGAUGCGCGCCAAGAGAAAGCUGCGCAGCCACCUGUCCUCCAGGCUGUCGGAGCAGGUGGAGCUGCGCCGUGCCCGGUCAUUGCCCUCCGUGCCACUGUCCUGCGCCACCUACAGCGAGGUGCUGCCCAAUUGGAUGCGAAACAGCCUCUCGCUUGGGGACGCGCUGGCCAAGUGGGAGGAGUGCCAGCGCCAACUGCUGCUGGGUCUCUUCUGCUCCAACGUGGCCUUCCCGGCCCUGGGGCCGGCUAAGGCCCCCCCACCCUCCUCCGCAUUCUGCAUGGGCUGCAGAGCCCAGAGCUGGGGGAGCCGGGGCACGGGGCGGCCGGGGGGCUCCGGGACCGGCCCUGGGCGGCGCCCGCCAGCAGUGCAGUAUUACUCCGGAGAACUUUGCACCCGCUCCCCCUCCCGAUUCUCCAUGUUGCGCUGA